Molossus molossus (Pallas's mastiff bat) is the source of this 3081-nucleotide messenger RNA. It is a transcript of the gene DCAF6, whose product is annotated as DDB1 and CUL4 associated factor 6. Gene Ontology annotation, molecular function: protein binding. Gene Ontology annotation, cellular component: cytoplasm; Cul4-RING E3 ubiquitin ligase complex. Bases 75 to 2675 code for a protein of 866 amino acids. Gene Ontology annotation, biological process: positive regulation of transcription by RNA polymerase II. Lineage: Eukaryota; Metazoa; Chordata; Mammalia; Chiroptera; Molossidae. The transcript has 20 exons. The record is from RefSeq and is a predicted model, not a curated record.
GGGCUGAUCGAGUUCCCCUCCCCGUCCCCUCCCCCACGCGGUGGGCUCCCCUCCCACCCCGGCCUGGCGGAGCCAUGUCUCGGGGUGGCUGCUGCCCACACCUGUUGUGGGACGUGAGGAAAAGGUCCCUCGGGCUGGAGGACCCGUCCCGGCUGCGGAGCCGCUACCUGGGAAGAAGAGAAUUUAUCCAAAGAUUAAAACUUGAAGCAACCCUGAAUGUGCAUGAUGGCUGUGUUAAUACAAUCUGUUGGAAUGAGACUGGAGAAUAUAUUUUAUCUGGCUCAGAUGACACCAAGUUAGUAAUUAGUAAUCCUUACAGCAGAAAGGUUUUGACCACAAUUCGUUCAGGGCACCGAGCAAAUAUAUUCAGUGCGAAGUUCUUACCGUGCACAAACGACAAGCAGAUUGUCUCCUGCUCUGGAGAUGGAGUCAUCUUUUAUACUAAUGUGGAGCAAGACGCAGAGACCAACAGACAGUGCCAAUUCACGUGCCACUAUGGGACUACCUAUGAGAUCAUGACUGUACCCAAUGACCCCCAUACUUUCCUCUCUUGUGGUGAAGACGGAACUGUGAGGUGGUUUGAUACGCGCAUCAAAACUAGCUGCACAAAAGAAGAUUGCAAAGAUGACAUUCUGAUAAACUGCCGCCGCGCCGCCACUUCCGUCGCCAUCUGCCCACCGAUCCCCUAUUACCUCGCCGUGGGCUGUUCAGAUAGCUCGGUCCGCAUAUAUGAUCGGAGAAUGCUGGGCACGAGAGCCACAGGGAAUUACGCGGGCCGGGGCACUGCUGGCAUGGUGGCCCGCUUCCUCCCCGCUCAUCUCAACGCCAAGUCCUGCAGGGUGACGUCCCUGUGCUACAGCGAGGACGGGCAGGAGGUUCUCGUCAGCUACUCUUCCGAUUACAUCUAUCUCUUUGACCCCAAAGAUGACACCGCACGAGAACUUCGAACUCCUUCUUCAGAAGAGAGAAGAGAAGAGCUACGGCAGCCUCCAGUGAAGCGUCUGAGGCUUCGUGGUGACUGGUCAGACACUGGGCCUCGAGCCAGGCCGGAGAGUGAACGAGAGCGAGACGGAGAGCAAAGUCCCAAUGUGUCACUGAUGCAGAGAAUGUCUGACAUGUUAUCAAGAUGGUUUGAAGAAGCAAGUGAGGUUGCACAAAGCAAUAGAGGAAGAGGAAGACCUCGACCCACUGGUGGGGCGAGUCAGUCAGAUGUUUCGACUCUUCCUGCGGCCCCGUCGGGCACUGUGUUGGAAGCAGGGGACACUGUGAUGGAAGUGGACACGUCGGCUGAGCAGUUCCUGCGGCCUUCCGCAUCCAGCACGGCGCCUGCCCAGGCUCACUCCGCAGCGCCUCCUGCAGCGAGCCCCCCCUCGCCUCCACCGCUGUCCUCUCCAGACCGUGAACGCAGGCCAGCAGCUGAGGCGUCUGGACCGCACACGCACCGUCAGUCUGAUUCUCCUCCUUCUGUGGUUAACAAACAGCUCGGAUCCCUGUCACUUGACGAGCAGCAGGAUAACAAUAAUGAAAAGCUGAGCCCCAAACCAGGGACAGGUGAACCAGUUUUAAGUUUGCAGUACAGCACAGAAGGAACGACCGCAAGCACAAUAAAACUGAACUUUACAGACGAAUGGAGCAGUACUUCCUCCAGUUCCAGAGGGAACGGAACCCACGGCAAACCCGAGGGUCAGGAGGAGGCCCCGGUCCCCCAGAGCUCAGAGCCGCCUCCGGCAGGGGACAGCAAGGCAGAAGCUCCUGAAGAACCCUCGGAGAGGGUGACAGUGCCCUGGGAGGGUGCGUCCGCAGAGCAGAGCCAGACGGACACGGCACGGUCCGACGAGUCCACGUCUGCGCCGCCAGAGUCCAGCUCGGGAGAAGGGGACGACUGCCGCCCCGCUGGCCCUCGCGGGGCUCCAGGAGCUGCCGCCGCGGCUGAGGAGGGCCAGGGCCCAGGAGCGGCUGAGGGAGCCCGCGCCGAGAGCUCCGCCCCCCUCGGCAGCCCCGGGCCCGAGCCUCCCGAGGAAGCGUCGGCCACGGACUCUGCUCUGCAGGACACGGAUGACAGUGACGAUGACCCAGUGCUGAUCCCAGGUGCCAGGUAUCGAGCAGGACCUGGUGACAGACGCUCCGCCGUCGCCCGCAUCCAGGAGUUCUUCCGCCGGAGGAAAGAGAGGAAGGAGCUGGAGGAGCUGGACACCCUGAACAUCAGGAGGCCGCUGGUGAAGAUGGUCUACAAGGGUCACCGCAACUCCAGGACAAUGAUAAAAGAAGCCAGUUUCUGGGGCACUAACUUUGUGAUGAGCGGCUCUGACUGUGGCCACAUCUUCAUCUGGGACCGGCACACCGCCGAGCACUUGAUGCUUCUGGAAGCCGACAAUCACGUGGUGAACUGCCUGCAGCCACAUCCCUUUGACCCAAUUCUAGCCUCGUCCGGCAUUGACUAUGACAUCAAGAUCUGGUCACCACUGGAAGAGUCUAGGAUUUUUAAUCGGAAACUUGCUGAUGAAGUCAUCACCCGGAACGAGCUCAUGCUGGAGGAGACGAGGAACACCAUCACCGUGCCCGCCUCCUUCAUGCUGAGGAUGCUGGCCUCCUUGAACCACAUCCGCGCUGACCGGCUGGAAGGGGACCGAUCAGAAGGCUCUGGUCAGGAGAAUGAGAACGAGGAUGAGGGGUAGCAGCCCUGGGUGGCCAGCACUGAAGAUGCUUUGAAAUUUGUAUAAGACAUUUAUUAUAUUUUUUUCUUUACAGAGCUUCAGUGCAAUUCUAAGGUUAUGGUUUUUGGAGCUUUCCCCUUUGGGGGAAUAACCUGACUUUGGUGUGGAGUGACUGUGUGCAUGAACUUGGGGGAGUGUGUGAAAAAAACUAGCAGGAUGUUUAAACCUGAGUCCUGGUUGCCAGGGAAGAGGAGUGCUAGCAACGGAAGUGCAAUACUCCCAGCCUCCAGAUGGGGGAGCUUGGAUCACCGUUGCAGAGCAGUUUUCAUGGUAGUGACAAUGUUGGUUCAAAUAAAUUUCUACACUUGCCAUUUGCAUGUUUGUUGCUUUCUUAUUAAAGAAGCUGGUUAUUGUAAGAUCUCCUGAA